Molecule: messenger RNA, 2490 nt
Organism: Phytomonas sp. EM1
Lineage: Eukaryota; Euglenozoa; Kinetoplastea; Trypanosomatida; Trypanosomatidae
Source: the annotation of a GenBank genome assembly
AUGGAGAGCAUACUAGAGGGCAUCCGCUGCAUGCCCUCUCGCCGCUCCCUUAAGUUCAUACCCGACCCCCAUGCUCGCCACUUUCUAGCGUUCGACGCUGCCAUCAGCAAGGAGGAUCGCUUCAUCCUUUUAAUGGAGCUUUUUGUCUUUUACAAGCAGCUGGUGGACCCGGACGUCGUAAUGGGGUACGUUCCGGCGGAUUACCUUCCCGAGGACCUUGUCGAGGUGAGGGUAAUAACCGAUCCGCGGCACCCAGCUUACCGCCAGAGUGGGCUCUUCGCUAAGCGCACGAUUCCUAACAACACUAUUGUUACGCCGUACAGCGGGUUGAUUGAGGUAUUCUGUACGUCGUGUAACUCCCGGACGUACACAAUGGGGUUCGGCAAGAUCAAUGACGAUUACGCGCUGGAUGCGGAGUUUGUAGGGAACUACGGCCGCUUCGCCAACGAUCCACGAAGUAUUGAGGGGUCCAGUGCCAAUUUAACCGCCGAAAGUCGGUUCAAUUCCCGCGGUGAGCCCUUCACGGCGCUAGUGGCGCGUCGGCAAAUCAACGAGGGCGAGGAAAUAUUGAUGGCGUACGGUAAAGCACAUAGCCUAAGUCCAUCACCCUGGGUAAAUCCACGUGGUGAGCUUCUCCUGCAGUACCGCUGUGGUGGUAUCAUACCGUUCCCGAAUCUAGUGCCACCUGGAACGAAUCAAGGUGAAGGUGUUGGUCCCUUCUCUGAUGAAAAACAGGUGAAGACGGCUGAUGGAAACGCUGACGCGCCGUUUUCCAAUGAAACGGCACCUGCUGCCUUGCCAGUAUCAGCGGAUCCCAUCGCUGCGUAUCAUAUUACCUGGGAGUGCACGCAGUGUGGAAUGUGGAACAUUUGCUCAGACUCAUCCAUGUUGAAAAUUGAUUACUGCAGCCACUGCCGCACUCCCAAGUUAGCCGGCGCCAAACUCGUUUCUGUGCUUAGUACCCCGCCGAUUACCGCUGAGUCCUUGGCAACGGAGGGUGGAAUUCCAGUACCCUCAGGCAUGGAAGCCAUUUUCCCGACUGAACGAAAUUCCCCUCAUUCUCAUGCCGAUGCGAGCUCGCUUUCAACACACCAACUGUCGAUGUUGUCGCCACAGGCAUCUGCCGCUGGAUCAUUUCCUUCGAAUCCCAAAAAACGGAAGCGCGCGUCGUCUGAUCAUGCUUCAGCUUCCACAGCUUUAAGCAAUCCCCUUGGGGGAAACUCUCAGCUGAACUCUCCAUCGAGUGUUUGUGUUAGUCCAACGAAUCAUACCCCUGGAUACAGUUCCGUGCGUGUGGACUGGCCUAUGAAUAUUCCCUUUUUGCCAUGGCAAGUCUGGGAUAACGCUAUUUCGAUGGUUGCUAUUAGCCGGUACUCAAGGUUUGUGCCCCACGAACAUGUAUUUCUCUACAACGUUAAUAGCCAUGAAGAACACGAAGAAGGGGAGGACGACGACACUCUAGGAGGCGAAAGCUCGAGUCCAAAAGAGCACUUAAUUCGAAUGCAUGGAAGAGGCAUGACAAGUUCCUCGGGCAAGCAUGCUCAACAAACAGCAGCCUCGUGCAUCGCAGCAUCCGGUGGGAUUAAAAUGUUUCAGACACCCAAAAGGCGAGGCCGACCGCCACAUAAGUCCAGCGUGGGAAUAAAUGCCGAUUACCGUAUAAGACAAGAAUCGGUAGUAGCGACCACCGGUGGGGACUCCAACGAUUCCCUCUUGCAGCAUUCAGGUGAUCGUGACGCUUCGAGGCCCUUGGCGAAAACUUUAGAAAAACAUCACCUAACCUUUUCACAUAGUUUACUGCAGGCUCACCCGAGUAUAGAAUGUUUUACCCUUUUGCACACUCGUCGGCCUUCACGGAGGCGUGGAUGCGACGACACCAUAGAUCCGUGGCCGACCCCCUUGGAGGCCACGCGCCGGCUCCUGUUGAGCAUGACGCGCCGGCAAUUCUCCGGCACGGCUUUCCAUCCUGGCGACCUGGUUGGGUAUAUGGGGGGGUCUAUUUGCCCGAUUAACGACACCCGAUGCCGCCCUGGGAACUCCCCACUUGCCAUCCCAAUGAAGUAUCUCAUUCCUCGCCGCUGGCGGCGGGCGCGGGGCGGCCGCACGACGGCCCCUCUUCAUGAGGCGCCAAACCGCGGUGAGGAUGCCGUCACGGCCGCGUCGGCUGCCGUGGACGAGGAGGCGAGGGACUUCCUCGCGCGCCUCUCCUCCCUCUGCCUGGUCGUGACGAACGACAUGAUGUUCUGCCCCUGCCUCGCUUUAGCCGAUGCCGAGGACGACGCGGUUGAGCCUCAGACGGCUGUGGAAGGGGGAGGGGAAGGCCUCUCACCAGCGCCCGACCCCGCGCUGAUGGAAGAGGCGGACGCCCUCCUCAAGUCGUGUAACAUCGCGCCCGUGCUCACCCUCGACGCCCUCGGCAGCCCUUUUGUCGGGCUCGUGGCAACCCGAUCUAUCACCGCCUUUGAGCCGCUGAUGGUGCGAACCCAGUGA